This is a messenger RNA of Prunus armeniaca (apricot), 429 nucleotides long. The record is from the annotation of a GenBank genome assembly. NCBI's taxonomy places the organism in Eukaryota, Viridiplantae, Streptophyta, Magnoliopsida, Rosales, Rosaceae.
AUGGAUUUUGAUGGAUGGAUGAAUUGUUUUCAUAGUCCCAAGGAGAGGUUGGAGUGGAUUGACACGGUCAACAAUGAUAGGAAAGAUCCUAGUACUCAAUCGAAUGUGCUGACCGUCUUGGGAAAAAAAAGUGGUGGAUUUAAAGAAGCUUUUAUGAAGGAAGUUUUUGACUAUAAUCCUUCAUCUUACGACGAUGAUGUUGUUAGUCUGCUGCGAUACCUGAGGAACUUGAAUCAUCACUUCAGGGAUGUCAAAAAAUGCAAACGUCCUACAGUUGAAGAGGCUGAUCAUGCGGCACUUGACAAAAGGAAAGAGGGGGUUAAAAUUGAUGGUUUACUUGUGUUGUUGUACCAGUGCUGGCUUUUGGGAAAAUUUGACAACUUUGAGGCAGACUGCAUAGAGGAGUUACCUCCAUCAAUUGAUCGCUGA